Messenger RNA from Talaromyces marneffei, 921 nucleotides. RefSeq lists its product as uncharacterized. The record is from RefSeq and is a predicted model, not a curated record. The transcript has 3 exons. NCBI's taxonomy places the organism in Eukaryota, Fungi, Ascomycota, Eurotiomycetes, Eurotiales, Trichocomaceae. Gene Ontology annotation, biological process: regulation of transcription by RNA polymerase II. Gene Ontology annotation, molecular function: DNA-binding transcription factor activity, RNA polymerase II-specific; zinc ion binding. The coding region runs from base 1 to 921 and encodes 306 amino acids.
AUGUCCACGCCCUUUUCCAACACCGUCCUGGUGCCGUUACACACCGACCAAGGGUAUACUCUGCAGACCCUCGCGGUGUUUGAGCAGCCGCGAAAGAAACGUCCUCAUUUCAAGAGUCGGCGUGGGUGCGUUGCAUGUAAGCGUCGGCAGGUCAAGUGCGACGAGCGUUUCCCAUGCUCCGGCUGCAUGAAGCGCAACAUUCAAUGUCUUCAGCCAUCGCACCAACACAUUAUUGGCGCAAGUCUUUCUACAGCCAGCGCCCAUUUCAAGAUGGAUAUGCAUCCCUCUAUUAGUCUAUUACAUCUGGAGCUAUUCCAUCACUGGGAUAAGGAGACUCGGUCGACGCUCACGUUUCCGGAGAUAUGGCCCGUUAUUAUGCAGCGGGCUUUUCAUGAAGACUUUAUCAUGUCCGCCAUACUAUGCGUCGGGGCCAUGCAUCUCGCGACUCUCUGCCCACAAAGCAGCAAGUACGCACACGCAUCAAUGCAAUUAAUCGUCAAGACGGUGCAGCUGUUUCGCAGGAACCUAUCCCGUCCUUUUACCAGGGACCACUGCGAGGCGCUAAUUGGAGCCGCGCUUCUGAUUAGCUACAUCUCUUGGUCUGAUCUUGGGUUCUUGGAUGAUGAUGGUGAUGAUGAAAGAGCGCUACGUCUCGAGCAAGAGCAGCUAUUUCUGAUGAGUCCGGGGAUUGUGCGGGUGUGGUUUCAGGCCAUGCCGAUAUUUAUUGAUGAAGGAAGCGUCUUUGUGCAGCUUACGAGGCGGGAUCCCAGGACCAAUAUUGAGAAGACCCUGGUUAGUAGAGGCGAAGAUCCAACCCGGUUUGUAGAGCCGUUUAUGAGGAUGUGGGAUGAUCACCAGCCUCAGGUACAGGUACAGGUUGGUGUAGGUUGCACGCCGAGACGGCACAUACUUAUGGGCUGA